CGCGAGAGAAAGUGCUUGGAGGAGGAUUGAAGCAUUGCACCGCUCACAAUGGCCCUCCUCGCCCGCACAAUACGCCGCUCCCUUCUCGAAUCGCGAAACACACUGCCUCCAACGUUCCUCCUCCCCUUCCGCGCCCAUAUAACCACCGUAUCGCACAACCUCGAACCUGGCAACGUACCCGACGCAGUCCUUCAAUCCGGGCAGCACAUAUCCAAAGACCUCAAAGCGAAGGUUCAUUCGCCUCCGAGCCCCUCAAAAGCCGCGUCAAAGCCAGAUUCUCCAGCGCCAAAACCGUCCGCAAACGCGCGCGAAGAUGUCGUCUCUCAAGCUAUCACCCCUUCAAUACGGCAGAUGCUUCCCCUCCUGCACUCCCAACCCCCACACUACCUAACCGUCCACAUCCACGGGCGUCCGUACCUCCUCACAGCCGGCGACACGCUGCGUCUCCCGUUCCUCAUGCCGCACGUAAAACCAGGCGACGUCCUCCGGCUCAACCGCGCAACGCACAUCGGCUCGCGAGACUACACGCUCAAGGCACCCGAACCCGUCAAGGGGACCAGAGAUCACGGAAAGAAAGUGUAUUACCUGGAUGAGAGUUUGUUUGUGUGUCGGGCACGGGUAGUGGGGAUAGAGAGCGAGCCGAUGCGCGUGAUGGAGAAGACGAAGAGGAGGCAGAGGCAUGUGAAGCAUGUGAGGAGUAAGAUGAAGUAUACGGUGUUGAAAGUUAGUGAGGUGGAGGUUAAGAGUUUGGAGGAAUAUGAGACGUUGCUGAAGGUGGGUUGAGGGGGGAAGUGGUCGGCGGAAUGCAAAUAUGGCAAGAGACGAACUGGGCUGAGAAACUAGCGAAGCUCCUUUGUAGGAAUAACCUGAUUGUAUCAUAUUGUAAAGGCAGGGUCAUGUGGGAGCAUAGCGCUUGUACAAUUGAUAAGGAACAUCUUCAUCACUUCUAGUUUCAAGCAACGAGUAUGUGGAAUUAGUUCAUUCCGACCAUAUAGACUGCGUCGCUUUGACUCAUGCGUC
This is a messenger RNA of Trematosphaeria pertusa, 1020 nucleotides long. Its product is annotated as 54S ribosomal protein L49, mitochondrial precursor. Lineage: Eukaryota; Fungi; Ascomycota; Dothideomycetes; Pleosporales; Trematosphaeriaceae. The record is from RefSeq and is a predicted model, not a curated record. The coding region runs from base 49 to 783 and encodes 244 amino acids. Gene Ontology annotation, molecular function: structural constituent of ribosome. Gene Ontology annotation, cellular component: mitochondrial large ribosomal subunit. The transcript has a single exon.